Vanessa atalanta (red admiral) is the source of this 1921-nucleotide messenger RNA. It is a transcript of the gene CCDC151, whose product is annotated as myosin-3. Gene Ontology annotation, biological process: outer dynein arm assembly; cilium movement. NCBI's taxonomy places the organism in Eukaryota, Metazoa, Arthropoda, Insecta, Lepidoptera, Nymphalidae. Bases 171 to 1853 code for a protein of 560 amino acids. The transcript is spliced from 12 exons. Gene Ontology annotation, cellular component: cilium. The record is from RefSeq and is a predicted model, not a curated record.
AUUAUUUUGUAACGUAUUCAUUCGUUUAUUUUAAGAUUUUCAAACAUUAUUUAUAUGAAGUAUUAGAUUUUCCAUCAUUUGAUCAAUAAUGUCGUUGCUACGGCAUAAUAUGUUGUACAGAAAAUAGUAUUGAGAUUCGUUGACAAUUCAAAACGUUAUAAAAACUAAAAAUGGUGACUUGUUACCAGAAACACCCGUUCGAAAUAGAAACGGAGGACAAGCUAACGACUAUAAAUUCGAAAAUCUUUGAAAUCAAAAAGAAAAUCCAACUAUCAGAGGGUCAAAGGAAAUCUCACUAUGAGGAAAACGAAGCCGAGAAAAAGCAGAACAGCGAUCUAAUAGACACGCUUAAGAAGGAGGUACGACUGAGGCUAGCGGAACUGGCCCAGGCGAGGCAGGUGGUAGGCGACGAGGAGGCCCAAAUCAAGAAAUUCCUCAACGACGUCUGCCCUAUAGGCAAUAAAACUGCUGAUAAACUGAUACACAAUCUCGACUUAAAAGUAAUCGAACAACGAAAGAUGUUAGAUUUACUUAAAUACGAAAAGGGAAGUAAAAAGAAGAGGCUUCGGAAUCUCGAGAAAGAGUACGAGACGUUGCUCAUCGAAAGCACUAAGAGCGAUUUAGUUAAAUCGAAAAUAACGACGAGAGCAAGAAAGAAUGUAUCUCAUCUCGAAAACGAAAUACACAAAGUCCUAAUACAAUGGACCGAAGCGGAACUGGUUAAGAAAAAAUAUUUUUCGAUAAGACAGGCCCUUGUCGAAGAUUCAGUGAAAUUCGAAAGUUCCCUUUCGCGUAUAGAGGAUCUAUUAAAAAAACAAAAUGAGGAAAUAAAAAAAUUAGAGGUGGUGCGCGAGGAGGCGGCGGAGAUGCGCGUGCGUGCGUCGUGCGCGUCGGCGGCGGAGGCAGCGCGCGCGCACGGCGCCGAGCACGGCCGCGUGGCUGAGCGCGCCUUCUACGCGCAGAGGUUCGAGGAGCGCCAGAGGGAGCUCGAGAAGCUGGAGAAGAGGAUAUUUCCGCCGGCGACCCGACCUGUACGACAAGAGUCAGCUAGAUCUACUGAAGGGGAUGCUGUCACAGAAGAGCAGUCAGCCGCUGCGCAGAUGGAAGAAAUGUUUCAGAGACUCAUGAAACUGACAGGAGUAAACGAAGCCGAGGAAGUCUUCGAUAGAUUCAGAGCUCAGAGAGAAACAUCCAAGAGGUUAAAUUAUCUACAACAAACAACAGAAGAGGAAAAACUGCAACUAGAACAAACGCAGACAUCACUCAUGGCUGAGCUGGAAGGAUACAAGUUUGCAUCAGUAAAAGACAAGGACGAGGGUCAAGAGGAAAUAACAGAACUCAAAGCUAAAAUAGACGAAGAAGAGAAAAAUUACCGAGAACUGCAAGAGAAGUUUGACAAUUUGGAAACGUUCCUGUUGGAAAUCAAGAGAUUGCUUUAUGAUUUAUGUAAACUGUUAGAUGUGAUCGGUGAGCCAGCGCUGCCGGAGUGGACGGCUGAAGCGCGAGACGUCUCGGCCACGCUGUCGGCGCUCGCGCAUCGCUACGCACAGGCACGCGCGCGCGCGGACACGCUCGCACGCACACACGCGCACACCGUCGCCGGCGCUUCCAACACAACAAGCGGCGCUCCCUCUGUGACAGGCGUGAGCGCUCGCAGUCCGAGUACGCUGAAGGAGUCUGAGAAAAUCCUACCCACUUACAAGGAGCUGGUCACCAGAGAACCGGUCAAGGCUCCGCCUUCCGACGAAGAAGAGGACAUACCAUCUCGGUGCUACUUGAAGCGACAAGCUCAAUUAAUCGUUGACACUAAGUGCAGAAGGAAAGGCUUCCGAACGCCUUAUCCUAGAAAAUGAACGUUUAACUUUUUUAAAUUACUAAUUAUUAGGCGUAUUUUUAAAUAUUUGAAUAUUAUAUAACACCU